AUGGUUCGGCGCUGGGUCCGGAGUGCAGGCACCACCGGCCCCACCGGCGGCGAGGGCGCAAAGCCCAAGCCGGCCGCCGAGCGCGUGAACGUGGUGUGGCACAAGUGGUCCGACCUGCGACUGUUGGAUCAUGAGCCCUUGUGGCACGCCCACCAACGUCCGGAGCCGGUCCUCCACCUUCACCUGGUCGAGCUCCAACUCCUGGCCGGCCACGCGCGCGUGAGCGGCGUGCAGCGCUGCUCGCCGCGGCGGAAAGAGUUCUGGCGCCAGUGCGUGGAGGACCUUUCGGAACGGCUCCAAGAGCGUGGACAACACUUGGUGGUGCGAGCGGUGGAGGACCCCGCCGAGUUCUUCGCAUCGCUCUGCGAACAGCUUCCCAUCCUGCGCGUCUAUGCGCACCAAGAGUUCUGCGACGAGGAGCUGCAGAUCGAGGCAUCGGUGCGGCGGGUCCUGGCGCAGCACGGCGCGGAGCUCUGCACCUACUGGGGCGCCCUCACUGUGCACCACAUCGACGACCUGGGCUUUGAUGCACGAGACAGGAACCAGAUGCCCUGGUACAAGGGCGAGUUCCAACGCGCCGCCAAGCGGCGGCCCAUUCGCGAGGAGCGGCAGGUCUUCCGGUGGAAAGGCGGCGAAACGGCGGCGUUAGAACACCUCAAGAGCUACAUGGAGUCCGGUGCCCUGGCGCGGUACCGCGGCGCCACCGAGUCCUUCGCGCACGGCAGCGACAACCCAGUGAACGGUGGCACGCGGCUGAGCCCUUGGCUGGCCUUCGGCUGUCUCUCCGCGCGGAUGGUUGUCAAGGAGGCUCGCGACUGGGAGCGUCAGCACGGGAAGAGCUGUUCCACCUCCAAGGGUGUCGGGAAGAUAGGCUCCACGGGGAAUCGGCUCCACACGGAGCUGCUCUUCCGUGACUUCCUCCGCUUUUCAGCCCUGGCCUGGGGCACCUCUCUCUUCAAGAUCGGAGGGCCCUUUGGUGUCACGGGGAUCCCGUGGCGCAAAGACCUGGAGCUCUUCGAGAAGUGGCGCUUGGGCCAGACCGGCUUUCCAUUUGUGGAUGCUGGCAUGCGGGAGCUGGCAGCCACCGGAUACAUCUCACACCUGCACCGUCAGUGCUGCGCAGCCUUUCUGGCUCGAGACCUGGGCCUCGACUGGCGCAUGGGCGCCGAGCACUUCGAGUCCUGCUUGUUGGACCACACGCCGGACGCCAACUGGGGCAAUUGGGCUUACCGGAUCCUCCAACGGCCCUGCCUGGCGGAGACGCGGCGCAGCUAUCCACUGGAGGAACACCUGAACACCGUCGAGGUGGUGGUGUGGCCGGCGGUGCACGACGCCUUUCUCGAACAUACCUUGCAUUGGGUGCCGGAGCUCUCCUCCUUGCCCAAGGACCUGGCACGUGAGCCGUGGCGCACCGAAGGGCGGCCGCUGAAGCGAAUACCGAUCAAACCCUACCAGGACUCCCCGCUGUGGUUCUGCGCAGCCAACCGCACGAACUGGGAUUACGAGUACUUCUGGCUGCCGGGGCACGCGUGGGUGGUCCAGCUGGGUGCUGGAGCAGGAGAACACCCAUGGAGAGAUUUUCAGCUGAGUCGCGACUACUUCCGCCCGCUGAUCCCUGCGUUGAACGUGGAGAUCGACCUGGAUGCCUUGCCCUUGCGCCAUGCCUGGGGCGAUACACCGCCCCAGCUGCGACCACACAUCUGGGGAGGCGGCCUGCGAGUUCCGCAGAGAUCUCCGCAGGAGACCUCCAAAGGAAAAGGCGGUUCUCGAAGAGGGAUGAGCACGAGCACCCGGGCAUCGGGUCGAAGCCCCCAUGCUUCGUCUCAUUUCGAAAGAAAAACACAUGGAUUUGUAGGGAGAACCAGUUCGUUGAGCGAAGCAUUCUUCCAGUUCUUCCAGACGUGGGCCGACAGACACCUUCCAGCACUGCCGGCUGGGCAGAGCAGACCGGAAAGCGCAGGGCAGGUCUGGACUGCGGUCGAGCUCCUUCAACGUCCAUUUUGAACGAAGGUUGAGGAUGAGGCAUAUCCGGGGAUGACCAAACACAUCCCGAGAGCGUGGGACCUCGGUCAAGAGGUCAAGACGGGAGACCCAUGAUGGGUCAUCCCCAGACCCAGGGCCCCCC
This is a messenger RNA of Durusdinium trenchii, 2125 nucleotides long. Lineage: Eukaryota; Dinophyceae; Suessiales; Symbiodiniaceae. The record is from the annotation of a GenBank genome assembly.